UAUGCCUUAAUUAUUCAUGCAGCAGAUUACCAUAAACGCAGAUUCAUCUGCUAGAUUGUACAGAUCAAUAAAAACUAAGUUUUUGAUUUUUUAUAUUCACAUUAUGGUCAGAAUUUGCAAAAAUUGGCCAGAAAACUCAAAUGAAUUAUUUUUGAUUUAUUCAUUAAUAAUUUACAUCAUUCAAACAUCCUAAUCGUUUUUGGACAGCGACAAAUUAGCGUUAUGAGAAAAAACGGUCAAACUCUGUGGCUAUCAAACAUCAGGGUGUGGAUAGUAACUUCAAAUCGAGGGUUUUUGCUUCUCAUAAUUCAGGGAAUGACGGGAGAAUCAGCAGUUGAUAAUUUAUGGGGAAAAUAAAACGGAAAUUAUAGGCGGCUAUCGACAGUGUAAAAAGUCACAGUCCCCGUUUUUUUCAGCCCCAAAACAGUGGCUUAAAAAUUAAAGGCCAGCUUAGCGCACAGAAAAUCCCCGCCUUUUAAUGGGCUACUAAAUUUGGUGGCAAUUUACUGCACCGCCUGCCGCCUUGCAGUGACCGAAAAAAAAUACACAAUUUUUCAUUUCUCUACCUUCAUUUUUAAUACCAAUUUCACCCGUCGCAUUCAUGAAUUCAUGAUGGAGUUCAAUUUGUUUGUUCGAAUUGUCUCCACGUUUAUCAUGGCUCCGUUUCGAGUCACCGAUUUUGUUGCCUUUAAUCAGUUAUGAUGAGUUCGAUUUAUUAGCAGGGGGUUUUCCCUCAUUGCAUAUUACCGCCAAAGAUGCACUACCGUCACUAAACACCAAAUCUUGCAAAGGCCUUCUUUUCUGAUGGAUAGAAAAUAGCCCAGCGUUUGAACUUAUAAAACAGAUUUCCUAAUUUAAACUACUCGAAUGACCCAAUAAGUUAAAUUUCCAUUAACUCCAUUGCAAAUUAAAUUACGCUGGAGAGCAAAUUCACUUUACAAAUAAAUCAGUUCAUUCGAUUUGCUUGUUUACCCAAUUUCAACGAAGAGUUUUUUGACAAAAAAACAGACAAUCGAAUGUUAUUUAUUCCAUAAUUUACUUCUUACAAUUUGAACCAAUUCUUUAAAAAAUUAAGAUAUGCAUUACCAUCUCUGAACAUAAUCUCUGCCUGACGACCCAAAAGUUUUUACCCUCUUGGGAAAACUAAGAAGCUAAAUGUCAGUUAAUUGAUACAAAAAUGUAAUGAAAUAUCUCACAAAAUGCUCUACAGACAGAGAUUCUUAUUUACUUGCUUUUUUCUUUAUUCCGGAAUUUACACCCAGUUAAAAGCGAAAUUCUAAAAAUUAACCCCCCUUUUAAUGGCAAUAUAGGUGAAAAGGCAGAGAGGAAAAAUUUUCAUUCUUCUUCUAAACAACUAUUAGAAUCAUAAAAGCACCAAUCUAAAUUUUUUCGAUAAAUCAUUAAUUUCUCUAACUUUUAGCUGCUUUAUCUUAGCUUAACUAUUAUAGAUUUGAAUAACUGAAACCCUUCUCAAAUUAAUUUUAAAAAAAUGGUUAAACAAUUUUUGAAAUUUUUUUCCAAAAACGUACCAAUAUUUUCUUAAUUGAUAAUAACAAAGUUUAAACGCUAAUUUAUUGUUCCAGACUUUCACUUUCUUGUAAAAAAAACUACUGGUAAUUCGCUUGCUUUGAUUUUUUUCUGACAUUUUGAAUCAGAAUUUAACCAGAACAUAUCAUUGAUGGUUGAGUUAAAACUCUGAAAAAUUAUCUUAUUUUACCUUAAACAAUGGCUACUUCCGUUUAUUUCCUUUAGAACUGAAACUUUGAUUAUUAUUCCAAAAAAUAAAAUAAAUCUUGAUUACUUAUAAUGAGGCCAAGUUAUGGGCCAUUUGAAAGAAUUUAGUCAUGGAAAUCUAAGCAACGCUUUUGCGAUACUUUCUUCUACAAAAAUUGAACCCAACUACCAUCAGUUUAAUUAUAUAACAACAUCCAACAGCUUAACAAUUUCCUAUCGGCAGGUGACAUACAAGAGAAGUCGUCGACCAUACAUUUGGAGUCCCGAAACUAUGGCCAGUUUAGUAGUUUUGGCGGCAGUCUCCUGUCAGGUUGCAUCGUUGGCGCUAAUAGCCCUCUCGGCCUUCACGACCUACUGGCUACUGAGGAACCCCAAGUUAUCGAACACUUCAGUCCUCAAGGGGGACAAUUAUGGACUGUGGGUGUUCUGUACAUCCACGACUUCCCCCUCCAUUCCGCCGGUGCCUUGCGAAUACAUCACUGGAUUCCCUGAAUGGUGGAAUGCGAGCAGGUCUUUCAUAGUGAUGUCAAGUGUAGUUAGCCUAAUGGCACUCGUGGCCUACUUCACCUCAGCCUUCAACUUCUUCCCUGGCGAACGAGGGAGGACGACCUUCAUAGGAGCAACUUCCAGUUUCGCCGAAUGUGUGUUCCUGGUGAUCUCGUUGUGUAUCUUCCACUCUCGCUCCCAUGACACGUACGAGGCAUUCCACGUCGGCUGGUCUUACUACACUGCCUGGGGCGCCUUCAUCUGCAACAUGGGAUCCCUCUUCUUCGUCUUCAUUUACUUCUUCUGCAGGCCUGAGCCAGAGAUAAAGCCAGAGCCGACGGACGAAAUCGAAACCGAGAAGAUACUCAGAGGGCUCUCGGACGCGCCCGAGUACAAACAGCCGAAUGACAUUGCCACUAUGAGCCCACUUUUCAACGCCAACAGCAACAACAGUCAGAAAGCCGGAAGCAGCAAGCAAAUUUCACCGUCAGGAAGUCAAAACAGUCACCAGUACCACCUAAUUAUGACUAACGAAAACGGGUCUGUCAAGACAGGCUUGAAGUCAACUUCCCGUGCGAGUUCAAUGACCUCUCGUGACCCCAGUUAUACGUACAAUUUGACAUCUGCACAACAACCGUCGACCUCGAUGGGAAAUAGUCACAGUGAAUAUCAAAUGGGAAUUUUACAAACAACUUUAUCGGUUUAAAAUGAAGAUUCGUUCGAUAAUGAAGUUGAGUGUUUUAUUUGAACCAAAUCAUCGGAAGUCCAAAAAAGUCAUGUUUCAUGAAAAAAGAAGCAAAAACUUUUUCUGUGAAAUUUAACUUUAUUAACGCUUCAAUUUUGACGGUUCCACAGUUAGUUUAAUGUUGAAAAAAUCUGUGGACUCAGAAU
Molecule: messenger RNA, 3111 nt
Organism: Symsagittifera roscoffensis
Lineage: Eukaryota; Metazoa; Xenacoelomorpha; Acoela; Convolutidae
Exons: 9
Coding region: 1820-2926 (368 amino acids)
Cellular component (GO): membrane
Source: RefSeq, a predicted model, not a curated record